Messenger RNA from Sarcophilus harrisii (Tasmanian devil), 513 nucleotides. It is a transcript of the gene SSBP3, whose product is annotated as single stranded DNA binding protein 3. NCBI's taxonomy places the organism in Eukaryota, Metazoa, Chordata, Mammalia, Dasyuromorphia, Dasyuridae. Gene Ontology annotation, cellular component: nucleus. Gene Ontology annotation, biological process: positive regulation of transcription by RNA polymerase II. Bases 1 to 513 code for a protein of 170 amino acids. Gene Ontology annotation, molecular function: single-stranded DNA binding; protein binding. The transcript is spliced from 4 exons. The record is from RefSeq and is a predicted model, not a curated record.
AUGCCCAAAUCCGCAGCCAGCCCGCGGUCGCGACGCGGGAGCCCCAACCGGGCUCGCUUCUUGGCCGUCCGCCUCCCGUCCCGCUUGCGAGGGAGGGCAGUCGCCGGCUCCCAGGCCGCCCGGGGUGGGCGGCUAGGGGGUCCUCGAGGGGGCUGGCUGGGGGUCCUCCGGGAAAGAAGACUCGCGAUUGAUCACUUUUCUCCAACUUCUGCCCCCGCCCCCACCCCUUGCAGGUUAGCUUUAUACGUCUAUGAAUACUUGCUACACGUGGGAGCCCAGAAGUCCGCCCAGACCUUUUUGUCCGAGAUCCGAUGGGAAAAAAACAUCACGUUAGGAGAACCGCCGGGGUUUUUACAUUCGUGGUGGUGUGUUUUCUGGGACCUUUACUGGCCCAGAGCAGACACCUUGAGCAUUCGAGAAGCGGCCUUCCACAACGUGAGCAACCGCUUAAUCCCGGCCACGCUCCGGCUGGGGGCCCGGCCUGUCAACCGAAGCAAGCCCGGGGCCGGCUAG